AGCUUUGGGAGAAGAGAAAGUCCUCGUUCAGAAAACUGUGCAUUCUCUUGAAUCAAACAUGAGUCGGAAUCGUGGUUUUCGCUCGUUUCUCAUCCUGCUCGUUCUCUUCGAGUCCGCGACCGCGCAGGAUUCCGGUUGCGGAUCGAGCCCCUGUCCACAAGCGAAUGGACUGUUCCCAGUCCCGGACGAUUGCACAGCUUUCUACAACUGCGCUCAUUGCACCGCUCACAGGCAGCAAUGCGGUCCGGGAACAGCGUUCGAUCCUCUGCUGCACGUUUGCAACCACAUUCACAUGGUUGAUUGCUCCAAUUCCGCAACCUCUUCACGAACUGCCGAUGCGAGUAACCCUGGCGGUAACGUGGAAUUUAGGCGAGUCCCACCCGCAGCCGCGAGCGAGGACCCAAUCGAUUCGAGAUCCUCCUUGAGUCAACGCUACGGCCACGUUCAGGCGAGAAAUCCUUCGGGUUACGGGAGCAUCCAGGGAUAUGAGAGCACUCCGGGAUUCGCGAGCACUCCGGGAUUCGCGAGCACUCCGGUAUACGAUCCUCGACAGGACAAUCGCCGAUUCAUCCCGCCCGAUACUGGUGCUGGUGGUACGCAUCCCUAUCGAGUGCCUACCACAGAUAUCUAUCAGUCAGGAGAACAAACUCGCACGACGGAUAUCAGGAUAGAUCAUUACACUAGAGAGGACAGCCAGUAUAAUGGUCGACCUCAGGACGAGCAUCAUCAACACGAUCGUUCUCGUCAUCGAUAUCAUCAUAAGGACCGUGAUAACAGACAGCAGCAUCAUCAGGAACAACAAGAAUCAAACUCCACCGUCGCCGAUGAGCGUAAGGUGGCGAUCCCUUCGAGAUCGCGCUUCAAUCACUCUCACAUUAUGCAUCAUCCGGAAGCUGUUUCAUACUCGACAACUCAUCAAGUAGUCUACGAUCAUUCCCAUGGCGAACACCACAAUCAUUCAGACCAAGAGCACAUCGGAGACCGAACUGAGGAAUACUCUUCUAAUAAUCGGGGUAUUCCCCAAUCGCGGAGCAAUCGGAACGACUCACAGCCAACUGAGGAGCAUGGAGCUACGCAGCCUGUCGUCAGCGAUCAGGGCAACUUCGAUCUCAAAGGGAGAUAUGUGGUGAACUCAGGCUUCGUUCCUUCCUACGUCGGGGAGCCUAUGAAAGACAACACUCCAACGAAAGCCAGGAACUACGGCGAGAGAGAGUACGUCCGAUCGGCAAUGGAGAAGCCGCCGCAGUCGGGUAUCCUCGACCUCCAGGGGCGGACCAUAAGCCCGGAUCGCUACUUUACGGAUGACUUCGGCGCCCCAGACGCCGACAGCCGGGAAUCGCCCGUCCAGCUGAAUGCCGAAGACCUCCGUAACUUUCAACGGAAUCAAGGCGGUGUUCCUUACGUGGAAGCUCCUCUGAUGACGGGUCGACAGGAGAGAGCGCCCUCUAUACAGCCCGGAUUCCGCCGUGAACAUCAAAGUCCAACGUCUUCAUCAUCCGCACGACCAGGAGUCGCGUCUUCUGCCGCUACGAGCCUCGGCGAUGCCGCUCGAGUCGGAAGCAGCACUGAGGAGCCGGGCCGGCUUUUCCUCGAGCACAAACGAUUGAACAAUCAACAAAACUUCCAGAACCCCCAUCCGUCGUACGCUGACGGCAGAGGCCGGAGUGCGACCGAAGAUCUCCGGGCUGUCCUCGACGCGGCGGAGAGCCGAGAGCAUAUGAUAUAUGUUUCCGCCCCGAAACUACCGACCCCGCUUCCGUUACUGGCCGAGCAGAGAAAGAAGGAGUACCAUCACAUGGGAUACAGUUUCGACCACGAUCCCUUCCGGGAAGUGGUCAAGACCGCCUAA
Molecule: messenger RNA, 1849 nt
Organism: Galendromus occidentalis (western predatory mite)
Lineage: Eukaryota; Metazoa; Arthropoda; Arachnida; Mesostigmata; Phytoseiidae
Exons: 7
Coding region: 59-1849 (596 amino acids)
Cellular component (GO): extracellular region
Molecular function (GO): chitin binding
Source: RefSeq, a predicted model, not a curated record